Molecule: messenger RNA, 996 nt
Organism: Fomitopsis serialis
Lineage: Eukaryota; Fungi; Basidiomycota; Agaricomycetes; Polyporales; Fomitopsidaceae
Exons: 3
Coding region: 52-894 (280 amino acids)
Source: RefSeq, a predicted model, not a curated record
UCCCACUCAAGGUUGACCGCGACACUCAACUCGCGCGUUUGCAGAGUACCGAUGUCGCCACUGUUCACCCUCUUAGCUUCUGCAGUCGGUUCCUUGUUGGCUGCCUGGACACUAGUUUCACGCGAACAUGUCGGGCUGCCAGUGCUAUGGACGACGUUGAGCGGCGUCUCUGCUACUGAGGCAAACUGGACAGGCAACAUACAGCUACCUGCGUCAUGUCGAACACUUGGAACGUUGACAUAUUGCAAGUCUGUGGCCGGAUCACUGUCGCAGCCGCAGCGAGCCAGAGAAGCAGCCACAAUGCAGACCACAGUAGUCACGGUGCCACACUGCUUGGCCAUGCAUUCUUCUGACCCAAUCCUGCAACCCUCUGCGACCGUCACACUCGAUUCCGGCAUCUCCUGGCAGUCCUGCCUGGGCGUUCUGUCUGCCACGGAGUGUACACUUGUGUUGCUGUGCUGGCUCAUCCGCAGCCGCUGGCUUGUUCGGGAAGCAAACUCGACCAUCUGCAUCCCUGUCGUGCACCGCCCACGUCUUGAGCCCGAACCUGACCUGGAUCCACGAUACCAGUUCUUCUUCGGCGUCCCGCCCCGGCUACAAAUCAGCAAGGCACCUCAAAUUGUCAUAGCCCACCUGCAGGUUCGUAAAGUACGGUUGUAUGACGUCGACUUGUGCGUCGGGAUUGCCUUCCAGGACCCUCGUGGACCGGAUUCCAAAAUCCAGUUCUAUUUCAAGGCCAAGGGCUCGGUCAAGCCGGACUCGGAGGUCCAUACAAUUGACGAAGUGGCACGACGUAUCGAUGAACCGGUUGAUCAGAGGAAGACGCAAUGUGCCUGUUCAUCUCGACCCGCAGUGAGGACGAGCUCGAGGACGACUUCUCGCUGGACGUCCUGACGAGCUUCCCGCUUGAAGCGUAAAUGCACAAUCGAAUUGAUCUACUACAUAGGUGGCUUUGUCCGGUCUGGUAUACCUAUGUCCCUUGAAUCGCCCUUGAAA